Hymenoscyphus albidus is the source of this 4116-nucleotide messenger RNA. The record is from the annotation of a GenBank genome assembly. NCBI's taxonomy places the organism in Eukaryota, Fungi, Ascomycota, Leotiomycetes, Helotiales, Helotiaceae.
GGAAUAGUUCUUCGACUCGCAGGUUGGUUGAAUAUUUCUUCCUCACGCACGCAAUAAUCCUCUUCUUGUAUCCAUUUUGUGUUUUGUACAUUGCCCAUUUCAAUUCAGGGUAGAUUGGCCUUAAACGGGUCUGCAUCUGCAUCGGCGCAUUACAACUAGACCGCUUCACGCUCUUUCUCCACCGACUCACAGCUCGUCUUCAGACUCGAGAAGAGAAAUACAUCAACAUGCUAUACGGCCGAAACCUCCCAUGGCGGCUUGCAAUUCGAAAUACCUCACGACCGGUUUCGUCUGCAAACUCUGCAACUCGGUCAAUCUCUAGUAUAUCCCAUACGAGUAGGCUUCACGCCACCUCUAUAUUAUCUCCUCGGCGGCAGCUUUACCCUCGAGCUUCGCCAACUUCGAUAUGCAGUUCUCAAUUCUCGACGAGCCCUUCAAGACGGAAGGACGCACCAAAGGAUGCAAAAGAAACGGCUGUUGAGAAGCCCAAGGAGGAGAAAGACCGGACAGAUGGGAAGGAAGUGGGGCCAGUUGAUGAGGGCGUUAUAAUUGAAGGAAAGACCAAAAGUUCUGGAUCUGCGAAGAGUGACAGUCCAGGAAGCGCUGCAGAUGGAAAGGCAAGCGCUGCUUCAUCCGGCGCUGGAGGCGAAUCUGGGAGUGGCGGCGGAGAUGGGAAAAGAGGACGAAGGUCCGAUAAGGCUAUUAUCAAGCCCGUGGUCCCAGAUGUCUAUCCUCGAGUGCUGGCGAUUCCUAUUACCAAACGACCUCUAUUUCCUGGAUUCUACAAGGCUAUGACGAUACGAGACCCAAAUGUUGUGGCUGCGAUUCAGGAAAUGAUUAAGAGGGGCCAACCAUAUGUUGGAGCGUUCUUGUUCAAGGAUGAAAACAAUGAUGGGGAUACCAUUGAAAAUAUUGAGGAUGUCCACGAUAUUGGUGUUUUUGCUCAAAUUACCAGUGCAUUUCCUGUCCAUGGAGACCAGGGCGCUCUCACGGCUGUUCUCUAUCCACACAGAAGAAUUAGGAUGUCUGAACUAAUAAACCCAGCCAAGCCUGCUGGGACAGAGGCAAAGGUCGAACCCAUUUCUACUGAGCCACCAGUUCCAGAGCCAAUACCCACCAAGCUGUCCAACGAAGAAGCGGCGCUGGAUAAGAAGGGCGAUGUAGUUGCCUCUUUCGAGGAGGGUACUAUUCAAAAAGCAGAUACACCUGCUGCACAUUAUGAGCCAACCUCAUUUUUGCGAAAAUACAACGUCUCUCUGGUCAACGUGGAAAACAUUACAGAAGAACCCCAUGACCCCAAGUCGCCCUUAAUUCGUGCGAUUACUAGCGAGAUUAUCAAUGUCUUCAAGGAAGUCGCGAAUCUUAACAGCCUAUUCCGUGAUCAGAUCUCUACAUUUUCAAUGUCUCAAACUGCAGGAAAUGUAAUGGCAGAGCCAGCUAAGUUGGCUGACUUUGCCGCUGCUGUGUCAGCCGGUGAGGAUGCCGAAUUGCAAGAGGUCCUCGAGACGCUAAAUGUCGAGGACCGUUUACAAAAAGCUCUAAUCGUACUCAAGAAAGAGCUUAUGAACGCCCAAUUGCAAUCUAAGAUCUCCAAGGAUGUUGAGCGAUCGAUCCAGAAACGUCAAAGAGAAUACUGGCUUACGGAGCAAAUGAAGGGAAUUCGUCGGGAACUAGGAAUCGAAUCAGAUGGCAAAGAUAAGCUUGUCGAAAAAUUUCGGGAAAGAGCGAUCAAAUUGGCUAUGCCUGAAGCCGUGAAGAAAGUAUUUGACGAAGAGUUGAAUAAACUUGCUCAUUUGGAGCCGGCCGCAUCAGAAUUUAAUGUCACAAGAAACUACCUGGAUUGGCUUACUCAAAUUCCUUGGGGCCAACGAAGCGCUGAGAAUUUUGGAAUCAAGAAUGCGAUGACCGUUCUUGAUGAAGAUCAUCACGGACUAAAAGAUGUCAAGGAUCGGAUUCUAGAGUUCAUUGCUGUUGGCAAACUCAGGGGCACUGUUGAGGGUAAAAUCUUGUGCUUCGUUGGUCCUCCUGGAGUGGGAAAGACAAGUAUCGGGAAAUCGAUUGCUCGUGCUCUUAACCGUCAAUACUACCGCUUCAGUGUAGGUGGUCUUGCGGAUGUCGCAGAAAUCAAGGGGCAUCGAAGAACGUAUGUUGGUGCACUACCUGGGAGAAUUAUCCAAGCAUUGAAGAAAUGUCAAACCGAGAAUCCUCUCAUUCUCAUCGACGAAAUUGAUAAGCUUGGACGUGGACAUCAGGGUGAUCCAGCAAGCGCAUUGCUGGAACUUCUUGACCCAGAACAAAAUAACUCGUUCUUGGAUCAAUAUUUGGAUGUUCCGGUUGAUCUUAGCAAAGUCCUGUUUGUCUGCACAGCAAACAUGACAGACACUAUCCCACGACCUCUUCUUGAUCGUAUGGAAGUCAUUCAACUCUCUGGAUAUGUCGCAGACGAGAAAAUGGCUAUCGCAGAACGAUACCUCGCUCCUGCAGCAAAAGCGCUUGCAGGCUUGAAGGAGGCAAACAUUAACCUUAGCAAAGAUGCUAUUGAGGAGCUUAUCAAAUCAUAUUGCCGAGAAUCCGGAGUUCGUAAUCUCAAGAAGCAAAUUGAGAAGGUAUACCGUAAAGCAGCUCUCAAGAUCGUUCAAGAUAUUGGAGAAACAGAACUUCCUGAAGAGGACGCUUUGACCGAUGAAGGUAAAGCUGCUCUUGAGGAGUCGAAGAAAGACGAGACAGAUGUUAAGGAGACUUCUUCGAACAUAGAAAAUGAGACUACUGAAAAGCCACGCACCAGUCUUAAGGUACCAGACACAGUCGAGGUUGAUAUUGGUCGUGACAAUCUCAAGGAUUAUGUUGGUCCACCAAUUUUCACUUCAGAUCGCCUUUACGAGACUACACCUCCUGGUGUGGCAAUGGGUCUAGCAUGGACACAAAUGGGAGGAGCAGCACUUUAUGUAGAAUCCAUCCUCGAAUCUGCUCUCAAGAAAUCCUCACGACCUGGUCUCGCCACGACAGGAAACCUGAAAUCUGUGAUGCGAGAAUCUACCUCCAUUGCCUAUUCCUUCGCCAAAUCCGUCAUGGCCAGUAAAUUCCCCAAGAACGAAUUCUUCGACUUGGCAAAGGUGCAUUUACAUUGUCCUGAGGGAGCAGUGCCAAAGGAUGGACCGAGUGCGGGAAUUACCAUGGCUACUUCGCUGUUGUCUUUGGCUCUGAACAAGCCCCUGGAUCCUACUAUCGCUAUGACGGGUGAACUCACUGUUACGGGUAAAGUGUUGAGGAUCGGUGGUCUGAGAGAGAAGACUGUUGCUGCGAGGCGGGCGGGGUCGAAGAUGAUUAUCUUUCCGGAUGACAAUAUGUCGGAUUGGUUGGAACUUCCUGAGGUAAACAUUUACAUCCUGGCCUAAGUUGUUAUCACGCAUGAAUACUAACAAGUUUGCAAUAGAAUAUCAAAGAAGGUAUCGAAGGUCAUCCCGCGAAAUGGUAUUCCGACGUCUUUGACCUCGUCUUCCCUAAUCUGGACGUCGAGCAAGCAAACAACCAGUGGAAAGAUCAGCUGAAGAAAAAGAAGAAGGCUGAUAAGGAGAAGGACGAGGACUCCGAUGAUGAUUGAUUGACUCAUCGAGUGGGAUUUGCUGGACAAGCAAAUGAAAGGUGUGCGCUGUAUAGUACAUACUAGGAAUUACAACACUUCACCAUUCCUCGCUCCGUUCCUCUGUCCGUAACUAGUUCUUCUGCUUUAAUGCGGGUUUGCAAGUUGAGGGACGGUCGGGAUGAAUGGCGGGGAUGGUAUGGCGGUGUUUGUUGCGAUGAUGGAUGAGAGUUAUGAAUUGGAAUUAAUGAUUUGGGAGGGGCAUGGUAUGGUAUGGCAUGGUCGCUGGCGUUUUUUUCUUCUUUUCUUCUCCUUUCCAGAAUCUUCACUUUGUUUGGGCUCUGAAAUGGAUAGCAAUGGAAAGAAAAGAAAACUGAGUGGGGGCACCGAGCGAUAUAAAAAGAAUACUCUCCCCUCUUUUGUAGAAUACCUGGUUCUCAUCUAUCUACUCCCUGAAAUUGGGAAAUUAGAAGAAGAAAUAUGGAAUGAUUUGAAGAUUGAGAGUUGGUGGGUUUGUGGGUUUGCGUGAAAGUUGU